GCCAAUAAACCUGAUUCUGAUUCUGAUUCUCACUGUGAUUCUGAUUAACAUACUCAGCAAGAAUCUGUUUAUAUCUGAGCUGUCGAUCAGCCGGUUCAUACCUUCUUCUUUCUCCUGCAUCUUAGGACCAAAUAAAUACAAAAAAAAGCUAAGAUAAAAAUGCAGAUCUUUGUGAAAACCCUUACUGGAAAGACCAUCACCCUUGACGUUGAGCCAAGUGACAUCAUUGAGCUCGUCAAGGCCAAAAUCCAGGACAAAGAAGACAUUCCCCCAGAAGAGCAGAGGCUGCUCUUUGGUGGCAAACAGCUGGAGGAUGGUCGCACCCUGUCUGAGUACAACAUCCAGAAGGAGUCCACCCUCCACCUGGUCCUCCGCCUGAGGGGUGGCAUGCAGAUCUUUGUGAAGAUGCUGACUGGCAAGACAAUCACCUUCGAGAUUGAGUCAAAUGACACCAUUGAGAACAUCAAGGCCAAAAUCCAGGACAAAGAAGACAUCCUUCCAGGUCAGCAGAGGUUGAUAUUUGAUGGACAACAGCUGGAAGAUGGUCACACCCUGUUAGACUACAACAUCCAGAAGGAGUCCACCCUCUACCUUGUCCAACGCCUCAGGGGUGGAUAGUUAGUUUUAUAUUGUGGGGAUGCACCAAGGAGUUUCUGUGUUUGUGUUUUUGUUUUGUUUUUAACUUUACUGUUUUAACUGUUGGUACACAUGUGUGUAAAACAAAGUUUGAGUUACCAAUAAAAUAUGUUUAUUUAUUGAAA
Tachysurus fulvidraco (yellow catfish) is the source of this 761-nucleotide messenger RNA. RefSeq names its product ubiquitin. Bases 160 to 618 code for a protein of 152 amino acids. Gene Ontology annotation, biological process: protein ubiquitination; modification-dependent protein catabolic process. The record is from RefSeq and is a predicted model, not a curated record. Lineage: Eukaryota; Metazoa; Chordata; Actinopteri; Siluriformes; Bagridae. The transcript has 2 exons. Gene Ontology annotation, cellular component: nucleus; cytoplasm. Gene Ontology annotation, molecular function: ubiquitin protein ligase binding; protein tag activity.